AUGUCUCUCUUCUCUUAUGUCGCCUCGGGCAUCAGCUCGUUCGUUGUCGUCACACUGUCUCUAUUCGCCCUCGGCCAGAAGGUUCCCCGCGCGGCGUUCGUUGCUCGCUGUCUCGCAGCCUAUGGCUCCCUCCUCUUUUGUGCCGUGUACGGCGUGAUCGCCUCCAUUGUUCUGCGGUUGAUAGGAUACGGACGUGUGUCUCAAUGGGCCACCGCUCGCAGCUUCAAAUGGGUCAUGCGGUACACCACCGGUGUGCGCUUCGAUAUUGUAGAAGGCGUUGAAUACUUGUCGACUCGGCCGGCCGUCUUUAUCAGCAACCACCAGUCCGAACUGGAUGUUCUCAUGCUCGGUACGAUCAUGCCGCCCUACUGCAGUGUUACGGCCAAGAAGUCCCUGCGCCAUGUGCCGUUCCUCGGCUGGUUCAUGUCCCUUUCCCGAACCGUGUUUAUCGACCGUGCCAAUCGCGAGACUGCUGUGAAGGCGUUCGACGGCGCGGCGCACGAAAUGCGCACCCAUCGCCACAGUGUCUUCAUUUUCCCUGAGGGCACCAGAAGCUACUCCGAUAAGCCGGAGCUGCUAUCGUUCAAGAAGGGUGCCUUCCACUUAGCUGUCAAGGCGGGAGUGCCAGUCGUUCCUAUUGUCACCGAGAACUACUCCCACAUUCUCUCCCCUCGGAACCUGCGAUUCAAUUCCGGUACUGUCAAGAUCAAAGUUCUGCCUCCGAUCAGCACCGAGGGCAUGACGGCUGCCGAUGUUGACAACCUCACCAAGUCAACUCGGGAGUCUAUGCUCAAGACUCUCUUGGAGAUGUCUUCCCCUGAGGACGUCGACAACUCCAACUCCAACGCCAACACCAAUGCCAAGACCACUGCCGUCGAGAUCUGA
This is a messenger RNA of Aspergillus terreus NIH2624, 885 nucleotides long. RefSeq names its product 1-acylglycerol-3-phosphate O-acyltransferase SLC1. The transcript has 2 exons. The coding region runs from base 1 to 885 and encodes 294 amino acids. NCBI's taxonomy places the organism in Eukaryota, Fungi, Ascomycota, Eurotiomycetes, Eurotiales, Aspergillaceae. Gene Ontology annotation, biological process: phosphatidic acid biosynthetic process. Gene Ontology annotation, cellular component: membrane; endoplasmic reticulum. The record is from RefSeq and is a predicted model, not a curated record. Gene Ontology annotation, molecular function: 1-acylglycerol-3-phosphate O-acyltransferase activity.